UAACAACUGUUCUGCUCUAUCGCGAGUAGUAAAUGGAUUUUCUUCAAAUAUUUUGUAAAAUCUGAAAUUUGAUACAAAAGAAAUAAUGUAAAACAGUAAGUAUUAACAUGACCAAUCCCUUAGUUCGUAGAUUUCGAAUCGUCGCGGUAAAUAUGCAUCAUCAACCUUGAAGAGAAUAGUGGUGGGGACACUAUGGUACAUUUAUUGUAACUAGAUUGUAAAGUUGAUGAUUGUAAAGUUGAAACUUGUAAAGUCUCAUAUCAGUCAACGCAAAAUAGACAACAUUAUCUGACAUAUGAAACUUAAUUGUUACCAUUAAAACAAAGUUCAAAAUAAUAUUUUAUACGAUAUAAAAAUAUCAUUUUAACGAUACUGUAACUGAAAAUGAUUUAUUAAAAAAAAUGUUGCAAUAAAACGUAUUUUUUAUAUACACAAAAUAAUGUUUGCAAAAGGAAAGAUUGAUUCUGAAUUAGAAAAACUGAGGGAAGAGAUUGAUGGCCCACCAAAUUUAGAUACUGUGAUACUAAACAUUCAAAGAGCUACAGUACGAAUCCAUGCCUCUUAUUUAUUUGAAAACAUUGGCAAACCCACAUUGAAGGAAUUAUGUUUAUUAUUAAGUUCUACUGCCACUGGAAAAAUAUAUGGUGGGUGGAAAGAAUUUGCAACGCACAUGGGUUUAACUAUAGAUCAAAUACAUUGUAUAGAUUAUAAUUUCAAAGGCAUGGAAGAUCCAACUUAUUAUGUGUUAUUAACUUAUGCACAACAUACUGAAGCAACUAUUGACAAAAUUUUUUGUGUAUUGCAAAAAAUGGAUAGACUUGAUAUAAUUAACAUAAUAAGAGAUAGUAUUUUUAAUCUUAUUGAUGCAAUUCCACAGACUAUUUCAACCAAUGAAUCUACCAUUGCACGGACAAAUAAUAUCCCAAGAGUACCAUUAGUUUUAACUCCAACAGAAGCUGUACAAACUGUACAAAAGAAAAGGGUUGAUUCUGAACAUACAAUACAAGAUAAUGUACAAAAGAAGAAACAAUUUAACCGUAAAGUCAUGCUAACAUUUGCUGGUGAUGGUACGACAACUGCUCAAAGCAUAGCAAAGGUAUUUAGGUCCGAAAAAUAUAGGAUUGGAACAGUUAUGCUUCAAGAAUUAGAAUAUUAUGUGCACAGUAUGGCAGAACAAUUUGUAGAUGAUUGUUUUCAACAGGUUGACUUUAUUAUACCAAUAUUAACAGAAGAAUAUAUAGAAAGAAUAAAAAAUUCUAAGAAAAUAUACAUGGAAGAUCAGCAUAAACUCGACGCUAAAUAUAUAAAAUACAUAUACUCUUUAUCAAGAUAUGAGUAUAUAAAUAAUCGAUGUUUCAAUUAUCGUGUGAGGUGUAUAGUUCCUGACAAUGAAGUUCAGACAGUCUUAAAUGGAGAUUUGCAUCCAAUUUUACAAGUAUGGUAUAGAGAAAGUGAUAUUGAAACAUUUGUUGAAAAUAUCUUACUGUGCAAAUACUCAAGAUAACCAUUCAUUGAUAAAAAUAAACACAAUAAAUAAAAUAAUAAAAACGAUAGUAUUACAUUCA
Molecule: messenger RNA, 1565 nt
Organism: Megachile rotundata (alfalfa leafcutting bee)
Lineage: Eukaryota; Metazoa; Arthropoda; Insecta; Hymenoptera; Megachilidae
Biological process (GO): signal transduction
Molecular function (GO): protein binding
Source: RefSeq, a predicted model, not a curated record